AUGGCCUCUGGUGUUGGUGUAGCAGAUGACUGCGUCAGCGUCUUCAACGACUUGAAGCUUAAGCAUAGCAUGAAAUACAUCGUGUACAACAUGAAUGAUAAGAUGACGGAGAUCCAAGUUAUGAAGACUGGAGGCAAGGAGGCGACCUACGAGGAGUUCUUGAAGGAACUGCCCGAGAACGACUGCAGAUAUGGCGUGUUCGACGUAGAGUACACUGAUCCUAAGACCAAGGCAAGCCGCAAUAAGAUAGCGUUUUUCAUCUGGUGCCCUGACACCGCCAAGGUUCGCACGAAGAUGAUCUUCGCGUCAUCAAAGGACGAGCUGAAGAAGCGACUUGUGGGCAUUGCAUGCGAGGUUCAGGGUUCGGAUGCGGGAGACGUUGCUUUGGAAACUGUUGUGGACAGGUUGCAGCAAAUUUAA
Molecule: messenger RNA, 420 nt
Organism: Guillardia theta CCMP2712
Lineage: Eukaryota; Cryptophyceae; Pyrenomonadales; Geminigeraceae
Exons: 4
Coding region: 1-420 (139 amino acids)
Biological process (GO): actin filament depolymerization; cell motility; actin filament severing
Cellular component (GO): actin cortical patch; actin cytoskeleton; cytoplasm
Molecular function (GO): actin filament binding
Source: RefSeq, a predicted model, not a curated record